Messenger RNA from Cryptotermes secundus, 4897 nucleotides. Its product is annotated as pre-mRNA-splicing factor Slu7. Gene Ontology annotation, cellular component: spliceosomal complex. The record is from RefSeq and is a predicted model, not a curated record. The transcript has 12 exons. The coding region runs from base 1287 to 3038 and encodes 583 amino acids. Gene Ontology annotation, biological process: mRNA splicing, via spliceosome. NCBI's taxonomy places the organism in Eukaryota, Metazoa, Arthropoda, Insecta, Blattodea, Kalotermitidae. Gene Ontology annotation, molecular function: pre-mRNA 3'-splice site binding.
UUUCAAUUAACUUCAAUGACGGUGGUAUGCGAUUUAUGGGUAGUGAUUGUGUUGUACAGUAUGUGUUUUACGUUGUAAAAUGUGGCUAUAAUAAUGCCAGUUUGUGAGAUUACUAAAGAAAGUAAUGUGGUAUAUUGAGAUAGCUGAUUCAGGCAAUUCAUUUUAAAGGUGAUAAAGGUAAUUCUUUUUCUCAAAGACGAAAUGUGUUCGAUGAUUUCUGAAGAUUUAGACUAGACUCCAGCCGCUAUAAAACGAAAGAGACUCGGGGUUCCUGGGUUUUUGUUUUCCAGAUAGCGUUUGGAUUACUUUGGAUAUACAUGUUGCAGCAUUAUGCAAUUUGAGGAGCUGGAAGUAGCAGUAGAAAAUGAAGCAGUGGCAAUAGAGUUUGCAGUGAAGAAAAAUUUAUUGCCAGAAAAGAAAACCGUUUGUCCAGUCUGUUUCGUUGGCAAUGUUGGCUGGUAUAAACGCUCCAAUGAAGGAUUGAAAGUGCCAUUUUCAUUGAGGUGCUCAAGAAAAAAGUGUCGCAAAAAGUGGUCAGUCACAAAAAAUACAUGGUUCUUUGGGUCUCAUUUAAGUGUACGCCAGAAUUUCAUGUUAAUUUAUUUUUGGAUUAGAGGUGACAAUAUUAGUGAAUCUGCUGAACAACUAAAAUUGAGCAAGACCACUGUUCUGGACUACUAUCAGUUUUGUCGUGAAGUAUGCUAUGUCAUUGUGAGUAACAGGACCAAACCUAUAGGUGGGCCUGGUCAUGUGGUGGCAAUAAAUGAAUUUCAUGUUGACAGAUUUAUUGCUUCUCAGCGGAAACGGGUCUGUUUCCUUGAAGGAGUAGAUAGAGACACCAACGAUUGUUUUCUGCUUGAAAUUCAAAAGAACAAUGCUGGGACCCUGAUUCCAUUAAUUAAAACAUUUGUUUUACAAGGGUCAAAAAUAUUGACAGAUACUUGGGAAUCUUACAGCAAGUUGAAGAGUGAAGAAUUUCAGAAAGAGUUCAUUGACCAUCAUCUAGAAUUUGUGGAGUCCAGUAACCUGGAAGGGAAAAGUAACAAAGUGAAGUGUAUGUGGCGUACUGCAAAACGUUUUGUUGAUGAAGCUCAGGAAUCAAGGACUCGUGACCUGUGUUUGUUUCAAUAUCUGUACUUCCAUCCGAUGGAAUUAUUGAGUACGGGUGAAAAGUUUGAUAGAUUUCUGGAAGAUGUUGCUAAGGUAUACCCUGGCCCAUUCAGAAACCCGUUGACAGCUGUUGUAUACUAGAGUGUGCUUAAAAUAUUAUAUUACUACUGUCCGCCAUGGCCACUGCAAAUAAUGUUCCUGUUUCUGAAAUACUUCGAAACAAAAGUCAGUUUGAAGAAGACGAACCUAAAAAGAAGUCCCGAGAAGACUGGAGGAAAGCGAAAGAACUUGAAGAAGCACGAAAGGCUGGAACUGCACCUGCUGCAGUAGAUGAGGAAGGAAAAGACAUCAAUCCUCAUAUUCCACAAUAUAUAUCUUCAGCUCCUUGGUACUUUGGUGCUAAAGGUCCCACCCUAAAACAUCAACGACCACAACCAGAGAAAGAGAAAACAUUCUCAAAACUAGACGAGUGGUACAGAAGAGGAGUAGAUACAACCUCUGUUGCAGUAAAAUAUAGGAAGGGAGCUUGUGAGAACUGUGGCGCAAUGACACAUAAGAAGAAAGACUGCAUGGAGAGACCACGGAAAGUGGGUGCUAAAUAUACUGGAGCUAAAAUUGCUCCAGAUGAGUUUAUUCAGCCUGAGUUAGCAAUGGAUUAUGACGGGAAGCGAGACAGGUGGAGUGGCUAUGACCCAUCUGAACAUAAAGCGAUUGUUGAGGAAUAUCAGAAGAUUGAAGAAGCAAAGCGACACCUGAGAGCAGAGAAGUUGAACUCCACUGUGGAUGACAAUGUUGAGCCAGAGGAGGUAGACAAAGAAGAUGAAGACAAAUAUGUGGAUGAGGUGGAUAUGCCUGGAACUAAAGUAGACAGUAAACAGCGAAUCACAGUGCGUAAUCUGAGGAUACGGGAAGAUACAGCCAAGUAUCUGCGUAAUUUGGAUCCAAAUUCAGCUUACUAUGAUCCCAAGACCCGUUCCAUGAGAGACAAUCCACAUGCUAAUUCGUCACUUGGUGAUCAAGAUGUUGAUUAUGCGGGUGAGAAUUUUGUGCGAUUCUCUGGAGAUACCCAGAAGCACUCUGUGGCACAGCUGUUUGCAUGGGAAGCAUAUGAGAAGGGAGUUGAUGUGCAUCUGUUAGCAGAGCCCACAAAGCUGGAGAUGCUUCAAAAGGAAUAUGAAAAGAAGAAGGAACAGUUCAAGAGUCAAGUGCAGGAGAGCAUCCUUCAGCGCUAUGGAGGGGAUGAGCAUCUCCAUGCUCCUCCCAAGCCUCUGUUGCUCGCACAGACAGAGAACUAUGUGGAGUACUCUCGCUAUGGCAAGGUUAUCAAGGGCCAAGAAAAACAAAUAAUCCGGUCCAAAUACGAAGAGGAUGUGUACCUCAAUAACCACAGCUCUGUGUGGGGUUCGUACUGGCACAAUGGACAUUGGGGAUAUAAGUGUUGUCACUCCUUUAUGAAGAACUCUUACUGUGUGGGUGAAGCAGGGAAAACUGCGUCAUCAGUUCAUGAUGAUGGAUCACAUGCUGGGACAUCCAGUGAAGCUUCUGGUAAUCAUGGAAAGGAAUCCAGCAUUUCUUCGGAGAGUUCAGCUUCCUCAUCUGAGGAUGACUCAGAAUAUGAGAGACAAAGAGCAUCUGCAUCUGAGAGCAGCAAGAAACAGAAGAAAAAGAGGAGGAAAGAAAAGAAAAAGAAACAAAAAAGAAAGAAGAAAUGUCAGCCUAAGGAAGAAAGUUCAGAGGAUAAACUGAAAGCUGCAUUGGAGAAAGAGGAACUCCAGCAGAAAGAGGCUAAAUGUAUCCUUGCUAUGGAUGAGAGGAAACGGCCUUACAACAGCAUGUUUGAAGUUAAGAAACCGACGGAUGAAGAGAUGGAAGCAUAUUACAUGAAGAAGAGACGAGAAGAGGAUCCUAUGGCUCAGUUCAUGGGCUAAGCAGAUCGUUGUGUGAAUAGCCCAGUUACAAAGGAAAAUAUUUUGAAACAGUGAUAGAAAAAGAAAUUGCUUUUAAUUUGCAGAAUAGACAAAUUCAUGUUUUACCUACACAAUCUGAUUUAGCUCAGUCAGUAUAGUGACUAGGCUAUUGGUUCAGUUCUCUGUGGGUUUAGAAAGUUUUUCUUUCUCUCUUUCCCUGUGAGUAAAGGAGCCAGGACAUGGAGCGCAGUACCGACCUGCAUCUAGUGCCAAGGGUAAGGAUGUGGAGCUGUGUGGAGGGCAAUUAAUUAAGCACAGGGACAGCUAUCUUUGCCCUCAUUCAACCUAAUUGGCACAGUACGUUAAAUUACUGAUUAUCUGGACUAUCUGUUAUAUAAUGUAAACAACUGAAGGCGAUGUUUUGGAAUGCUAGAUGCCAUCUUUAGAAUUGACAUGUGAAAUAUGUAUGGACAUAAUGAGUGUCCCAGUAGUUCUGCAGACCUAACAAGUUUUGCUACUGGAAAAUGAUAUCUGGUUUGCCCAUCGUAAGAGGCAGAAUAAUGCAUUGGUUAAAUAAAGUUAUUAUUUAAAUAAAUAAAUAAUAAUAAACAUGCAAUACAUUAUGAUGUAAAAUGCAGAAGAAACUUUUUGCUGUUUCACAUUGUUGAUAGAGGUAACUUAGGUGAACUCAUCUUUGAAAUAUCAUCCAAACCUGAAAAAUGGUCAUCAGGUUCAUGCUCUUGUUGGUUCUCAGAAGUCACAGAUUCCCAUUCUUUGCCAGAGAGUUUGUUUAGGAAGUAUUUUAAAUCUUUUGAGUUCUGUUUUAAAUGUUUUAUUUUGUUCAGUUUGAAGGUACCCAUCUUGGCAUACCAGAAUAAUCUGUACAAAUUGCUUUGGCCAAACUUGCAGUGAAUUUCAUGAGUGACAAGAGGAAGACCUGAUGGUUAAGAUAUUGGGUGCAUGAUCCUCUUGGUAGCUGCAAGUUUGUAGUGCCAGUUACCCAGAUUAUUUUAAAGGCUUUUUUGCACGUCUGAGUUAACAUUAAUUGAGUUACUUCAUGUGCACAUUACAGAAUGUUUUGUUGUUAACUGCUUUUUGUUACCUGGAGAUCUGUGAUGUGCCAGGGUUUCAGCAGUACAUGUUUUAACUUCUUACAAGGUAUGUACAUAGCUUCCAUGAUUCUUUUGUGUGUAAAAGUUACUUUUUCUCAUAGAUAUAUGUAUUUUUAUCGAAGGAUGGCUAAUGUGAUUGUAAUUAUGAUAGGAAAGAGCUUCUUGAUUGUAGCAUCACAGCAAUUUCAGCCAAGGGCAAGAAAAUCUUUAACCACUAUAUGUGGUUACAUAUAUGAACUUUUUUUUGGUAAAACUUACACAGUUUGAUAUUACAACAUUUCAAAAAAUAUGUUAUGUUUCUCAUUUACAGCUAAUGAAGUUUUAUUUUUUCCACGUAUCGGGCAUAAAUGCGCAGAAUGCAGUAAUAAUUAAUUGUGAAUUACACUGAUGUGUUUUCAGUUUGAGAAAUGAUAAAUCAUUGAUUUUCAUGAAGUGGACAAAGUAUUCUAAGCAUAAGGACACUUGGCAUGACCUACAGUCACUGCUGAUCACUUUGAAUGUUUUUGUGGGGCUGCAGUAAGCAUAUCUUCUACCAGUUUUUUUUUGUUUAGAACUUGAUGUAAAUUAUAGCGUAUCUAAUUUAUGUCCUUUUAUUGAUCACAUUUUAUUAAAACCCUGACAUUUUCAGUCAUAGAAGACCACCUUCAUGGGGUGUACCAUGUUAAAGGGAAACUUUUGCAAUUUAUAUACUCAUAUUUUUUCAGUUGACCUAAUCCUUGCAGCUGCAUUAUGGCCCUGGGGUUAACUCAACUUCUAACAGAAAUGAGU